Eleginops maclovinus (Patagonian blennie) is the source of this 3957-nucleotide messenger RNA. RefSeq names its product up-regulator of cell proliferation. NCBI's taxonomy places the organism in Eukaryota, Metazoa, Chordata, Actinopteri, Perciformes, Eleginopidae. The transcript is spliced from 6 exons. Bases 238 to 3723 code for a protein of 1161 amino acids. The record is from RefSeq and is a predicted model, not a curated record. Gene Ontology annotation, molecular function: GTP binding; protein binding; GTPase activity.
UUUCUGCGAAACAAAACAGAAAGUUAUUCCACUAAGAAUAUAAAAUGAGAUGUCUGGAACAGGAUUGGCAUUGCCAGAGAAAUGCAAACCGUACUUAGGACAGAUAAAGGCUACAUGACAAAAUAUUGCAUAGCCUAUAGCCUAAAGUAGAUAAACAUUCCGGGGAAAAAGAAUAUCGUCUCUACCAUGGUUAACUGACAAAGUGAGAAGCUGUUUGAAGAAUCUGGAGUGUGCGGGAUGGCUGAGAGUCUAUCAGCAAUGGAUAGCUCUGAUGAGGAGGAAUAUUAUGAAGCAUCAGCUUCCUUCCCUGACCCGUGCUGUGAGGAAGGAAAGAUCCAUCCAUCAGCACCACAGCCUGACCAUGUUCCUCCACCAGGGGAAGUAACAGUUCUUUAUACUGAGCCGGAGACAGUUUCUCUUGGUUUUCCACCCACUAAAAACUCUGCUGGGUACAGACUUCAGUUAGAUUACUCCUCUGAAACACACAGCAGCAGUUUGACUGUUGAUGACUCCAGCCCUGUGAAGGUUGAUGGACUGAUACCUGGCACUGAGUAUACCUUCAGAAUCACAAGGACUGCAGACAAUGGAAAUCAAAGCAAAGCAGCCUCGCUAUCUGUCUUCACAGAGCCCAUCCCUCCUGUGCAGAUUACAGUCGACCAGGUCUGCAGUGAGUCACUGUCUCUGCAGUGGGACACCCCUGCUGGUGAAGUGGAGAGUUACAUUGUGACUUGUUGCAGUGAGGCAGACGUUGUGCAAGAGACAACGGAUACAAACAAGAUGACAUUCUACAACCUGAAGCCAGGGGAGUGUUACUCUCUAGAGGUUACGACAAAACUUAGGAAUGGAAGAUCAAGCAGGCCAACUGUAACAUCUGCCAACACAAAGACACACCUAGAGAGCUUACUGGAGGAUCUGGGAUUGAAUCACCACGACGAAGAGAAGCUAUCCCUAAGCACAGUUCUAAGCAUUGACAAGAACACCAUUACCGAUGAACCUGCCAAAUGUAAUUCAGAUCUUCCAUGGUAUAUUCUGAAGAAACUAAUGAUGGUUAAUGUGACAGCUAGGAAUGUGAAAUGUACAUCUGUAUGUGAGCCAAACCCUGGAGAUCACUUAGAUCUUGAUAAUCUUGACAAAAGUACAGAUUCAGGUGACACACUGAAUCCCCUUGACAUUAUCACGGCUCUCUUCCUGUGCUCUGAUGGUUUUGUACAGCAGGAAAUGGCCCUCAAAAUGUCUAUGUGUCAGUUUUCUGUGCCUCUGUUGCUUCCCAACUGUGACACAAAGCAGUGCACACUCAUGCUUUGGGCCAUGAGAGACAUUGUUAAAAAGUACAGACCACUGUCACUUUCACAAUCCAAGGGAUUUAUUGAACAGAGAAUUGUUGUCUCUGAACUUCCAAUGAUAUCUUUUGUGAGACUGGGUGAGUGCUCCUUGUCCAAGUCAGAAAUCCUCAAUAAGCUUCUGAGCAAUUCUCAGCAGUACCAUGACACCUUCGUUCACUCCAACAUGGAGGGUGGUGACAGCCCAAGGAGAAUAUCCAAUGGAUUGGUGGAAAUGACUUGGUACCUUCCUUGUGGGAACAAAAACAUGGAUGUCUUCAGCGAGCCAGUUGCUGUAGCUAACCUCCGUGGUGACAUUGCUUCAUUUGAAACACAAUUUGCUUUCUUGUGUCAGACAUCUGCAGCAGUGUUUGUGUUCUUUGACGCUUUGGACUCUGAGUGUGAGCUGCUAACCAACCAGAACCACAAGGCCCAGAUCUUCUUGGUGGGUAACCAUCAAAACAAGGGUUUCCGUGUAGAUGCUGUAAAAAAGGUAGCAACCAAGUUGGGUUUAACUGACAGCAACAUUGUUUCGAAAAAAAAGCGCAUGAAUGAUGCAGACUUUGUCAAACUUUUGCAGAAAAAAGUCAGCAAUGCAAUUCAAAACUCAAAGAUGAAGAUGGGAAUUGAGCAAAUGUCUGCCAUUGCCCAUGAACUCGGAAUCCUUGUUGAUGAAGACUCGAGAGAGUGCCAGACUGCCAAGAAAAAUGCAGAUGCUAUCACUGAAGAAAUUCAAGACAUUCUUAACUACAAAGAAGAUCAGCUUCCCUUGCAGGGCCAAAUAUGGAAGGACCUUACUCGCUUAGAGAAGGAAGAAUUCAGACUUCGGAAAGUUGGGUCUGAAAAUAUAGAAAAGUACAAAAGUGAUCUUCAGCUACAGAAAAUUAAACUUCGUGAAAAACAGAACUCUUAUGACAUGUCAAAGGCAAUGACAUGUUUCAUCAAUGCAAUAUCAAGCCCAGAGAAAGAGAGGUGCUAUUUCCUGAAAUGGCUGCGAAUGAACCUCGAUAACGUGUCUCGAGAAAAACUAUCUGACCUCAGGGAGCAGUACAAAGAAAAAUGCAAAAACUCUGAGAACAAAGAGGAGAUAAAGAAGAUUGACCAACAACUUUCCAACUGCUCAUUAGGGACUGAACACUUCUUCCGUGAAAUGGGGCAGAUCUAUGAAGCUUCCCUUUCCCUUCUUGAAACACACCCAGCACGUCAACAACUACAGCAUCUCCCCAAGCUAUGUGCACAAUUAAUGCUUGAUGGGUUUCCACUUGAGCUUGUUGAUGGAGAUGCAUCCAACAUACCUCUCAGAUGGGUGAGUGACGUUCUCUCUCAGCUCAAUGACUUGGUGUCUCCUAAGAACAAGAUCCUGGUAGUCACAGUUCUUGGAGUUCAGAGCACAGGAAAGUCCACUCUCCUCAACACCAUGUUUGGAGUGCAGUUUGCAGUCAGCAGUGGUCGAUGCACUCGAGGUGCCUUUAUGUUGCUGAUUAAAAUCAAUGAAGAUGUCAGAAAAGACUUCAACUGUGACUUCAUGGUGAUCAUUGACACCGAGGGCUUAAAGUCACCAGAGCUCGCACAACUGGACAAUAGCCACGAGCACGACAAUGAGCUUGCAACACUUGUUGUGGGGCUGAGUGAUAUCACCAUCAUCAAUAUUGCAAUGGAGAAUUCAACAGAGAUGAAGGACAUCCUACAGAUAGUUGUACACGCUUUCCUCAGGAUGAAAGAGGUGGGCAAAAAGCCCAAAUGUCAGUUUGUUCACCAGAAUGUGUCGGAUGUUUCAGCCCAUGACAAGAACCUGCAUGACAGGAAACUGCUCCUGCAGCAGUUAAACGAGAUGACCCAGGCAGCAGCCAAAAUGGAAAAGAAAGAAGAGAACAUGAGCUUCACUGAUGUGAUGGAGUACAGUCCAGACACUGGAAACUGGUACAUUGAUGGACUCUGGCAUGGAAAACCACCAAUGGCACCAGUCAAUGCAGGGUACAGUGAGGCUGUUUAUGAGCUCAAGAAGAACAUAAUCCACAUGUUGGAAAGUUGUGGAUCAUCAGCUAAUAAUAUCUUGGAGUUCACAGAGUGGAUGAAGAGCCUGUGGAAUGCAGUAAAACAGGAAAACUUUAUCUUCAGCUUCAGAAACAGCAUCGUGGCUGAUGCAUACAUUAGGCUGUGCACAGAAUUCAACAAAUGGGAAUGGGACUUCAAAAAAGAAAUGUACACAUGGGUUACACAAGCUGAAACAAGAAUCUCUAACUUUGGUACAGCUGCUGAUAAAUCUAAGAUAUCUGACAUGAGUGAACUUCUCAUACUAUUGAAAAACGAAGCUUUGACAGAGCUGUCUAAAUGGGAGACAACGAUUCUGGGAAAUCUUGAAGAGUACUUCAAGCAAACAGAGGGGUCAUGUCCAUCUUGUUGAAGGACACAGACAGGAGUUUGCAAACAGCGCAAAGAGCCUUCGAAAAGAAAUGGAACGGUCUGUGAAAGAUCAACUCAUAGCAGCAGCCGACAUCAGACAGGGGAUGUUAAAACUUGAUAGAAUCAAGGAGAACCACACGAAUCAAUUAGAGGGCAAAGUUUGUGCUUUGAUUGAAGAAUGUAGGAAGAAGAAAGUCAAGAUGUCAGAAAAAGAGAUGGACAAAGAGUUUGACAA